AUGUCACCUUCAUCCAACAACCUUGUUCAGUCAAGCCAAAGUCAUAGAGUUCCAAUCCCUCAGGCUGUUUUACCAUCCGACGAGGUCAAAGCGGAAGAUAUCAAACAUGACAUUCUAAAGGAAGAACAAGCAGAAAAUUCAUCCCCGCAUUGCUCCCGCUAUUCCCAACUGUUGGAAUCCGAUAUGCCUUGGUUCCAAGAAGAGUUAUCUGCGCGCGCGCGCGUAAAUCCCAGUUGUCUUGAAUCGGCUCGGCUUCUCAAAAUGCUUUCCGUGUUGUGUCCGGGCAGUGUGCCGGAAUCUCAAUGGGAGCGCAUAUUCAAAGGCCUUCCUGUAGAUCUUGGGAUAUUCAGGUCCAAUUUGAUCCGGACCACUAUCGAUGAACAACCAUCUACUCCAAUUUCCACCGCAUCUGAUUGGUGUAUGGCGUGGUCGUAUGCAUCCAAGGCCAUCGCAUUCGCAUUCCCCAACCGUAUGGCUGCCCAAGUGGGGAAAUAUUCCCCGUAA
Psilocybe cubensis is the source of this 504-nucleotide messenger RNA. RefSeq lists its product as uncharacterized. The coding region runs from base 1 to 504 and encodes 167 amino acids. Lineage: Eukaryota; Fungi; Basidiomycota; Agaricomycetes; Agaricales; Agrocybaceae. The record is from RefSeq and is a predicted model, not a curated record. The transcript has 2 exons.